AUGGCAGACAUUGAAAGACCUGCAAAUCCACGGUCGUUGACCUGGCGAACGCGCACAACGUCAACAUCACGGCCGCGGAGACCCAGCACAACGCAACUGCAACGCAUUUACUCGGCUCAUCAUCUGGAUGACCAAUCAGUCUAUCAUGAACAUGGAUACCACCACGGCAAGGAUGAGGUUGAACCACCUGCACGCGAGCUGGAUUCAAACGGGUCGGGCUCAUCGUUAGAGGAAGAGAAGCAAGAUGAUCAGGACGCAGAAAACGCCGUAGAUGAAGGAGGAGAUCGGAUCUCACGCGACCGAGACGUCGAAGCUGCUGCGGCCCAGUUGGAGAAACAGACGACUGCGAGAUCACAAAAGGAUCCGGAUUUAGUCACGUGGGAUGGACCAGACGAUCCAGCUAAUCCCAAGAAUUGGUCGACGAAGCAGAAAUGGGCCGCUACAGUCAUCGUAUCCUCGUUCACUUUUAUCUCCCCGGUAUCUUCUUCGAUGGUUGCGCCCGCACUCACGACCAUUGCGCAAGAUCUUGGCAUCACCCAGGAGGUGGAGGCCGCCCUCGUACUGUCGAUAUUCGUUCUGGCAUACGCCAUCGGCCCGUUGUUCCUAGGCCCGCUCUCCGAGAUUUAUGGCAGGGUACCAGUUCUACAGCUAGCGAACCUCUUCUUCCUAUGCUGGAACCUUGGCUGCGGCUUCGCCCAGACAAAAGGCCAGAUGCUAGCUUUCCGCUUUCUAAGCGGGCUCGGCGGCAGCGCUCCUCUAGCCAUUGGUGGCGGUGUUCUCAGCGACUGUUGGAGACCCGAAGAGAGGGGCAAAUCUAUUAGCAUCUACAGUCUGGCUCCACUCCUUGGUCCGGCGAUCGGUCCGAUUGCAGGAGGUUUCAUCACCGAGAACACCACAUGGCGCUGGGCGUUUUGGGCUGUCUCCAUCGCGGACGCAGUCAUCCAGGUUGCAGGCAUCUUCUUCCUGCAGGAGACCUACGCUCCAAAACUGCUGAAGAACAAAGCCGACAAGCUGCGGAAAGAGACUGGCAACACCGCUCUACACACCGAGUUCGAAUCACCAGACAAGACUCUCUCCAAAGUCAUCCGGACCUCCCUUGUGCGGCCCUUCAAGCUCCUCGGCACCCAGCCAAUCGUCCAAGUCCUCGCACUCUACAUGGCCUAUCUCUACGGCCUCAUGUACCUCGUCCUCUCCACCUUCCCGAGCCUUUGGACAGGCCAGUACGGCCAAAGCAUCGCCAUGGGCGGGCUGAACUACAUAUCUCUCGGGCUGGGCUUCUUCCUCGGCACGCAAAUCUGUGCGCCCAUCAACGAUCGCAUCUACCGCAAGCUGAAGAAGCGGAACCAGGGCGUCGGAAAGCCCGAGUUCCGCGUGCCGCUGAUGAUACCGGGCAGCUUCCUCGUGCCCGUCGGCCUGUUCUGGUACGGCUGGUCUGCGCAGGCGCAAACCCACUGGAUCAUGCCGAACAUCGGGGCCGCGAUCUUUGCGGCGGGCACCAUUAUUGGGUUUCAGUGCAUCCAGACGUACAUUGUCGACUCGUACUCUAGGUUUGCGGCUUCGGCUGUUGGUGCGGCGACGGUGUUGAGGUCGUUGGCCGGGUUUGGCUUUCCGCUGUUUGCGCCUUACAUGUAUAGCGCUUUGGGUUAUGGUUGGGGUAAUUCGCUGCUAGGGUUCAUCGCUAUUGUGCUUGGGUUGCCGGCGCCGUUCUUGCUGUGGAAGUUUGGGCCGAAGUUGAGAGCGAGGAGUAAGUUUGCCGCGGGAUAG
Molecule: messenger RNA, 1764 nt
Organism: Coniosporium apollinis CBS 100218
Lineage: Eukaryota; Fungi; Ascomycota; Dothideomycetes
Exons: 1
Coding region: 1-1764 (587 amino acids)
Biological process (GO): transmembrane transport
Molecular function (GO): transmembrane transporter activity
Source: RefSeq, a predicted model, not a curated record